Molecule: messenger RNA, 702 nt
Organism: Penicillium angulare
Lineage: Eukaryota; Fungi; Ascomycota; Eurotiomycetes; Eurotiales; Aspergillaceae
Exons: 5
Coding region: 1-702 (233 amino acids)
Source: RefSeq, a predicted model, not a curated record
AUGUCAUCUACACCAAUUCUUCGAACCAGAAUUGCCAAUGCCACCAGGAUCCAGAAAUACACAUCCUGCAUUCGCUCCACGCUGAGCUCAGCUGGACGAAAGAUAAAUGACCAGCUCCGGCAGCAUGGCCCCUUUUAUUGGGAGGGAUCACCAUGGGAUGAACCCGAGCACAGAGAUUUGGCAAUUGCUGAUAUGGACUUGAACAGAACAUAUGCCAAUGACCCAGAAUACAGGGUGCCGGCCGUUGAGCCGGAAGCGAGGCCCCCAAGACAGCAGAGAUGGACCCAGGUUGGGAGGCCGUUAACGGAUCGUACCCAGUUGCCUGAGGGCUGGAACACUGAUGAGCCUGAUUUAGACCCAAAUGCAAUCUCAUCUAGGUGGCCUGCAAUCCUGGGCUGGAGCGGAAGGAUACAAAUCAAUGGUCUGGUAACGUAUUGGUCGCGAGGUACGCAAAUUAGCCAACCUCGCCCAUUUGACUGGGAUGAAUGCUUGGCGAUCAAUAAUCACCAUAACGGCACUACAAGCUUCUGGGUUGAAGGAUACAAUAUUGCUGUAAAGCUACCAGGCGUUGAUUGGUGGAGUGAGUUUAAGUUUGGGUUUGACACAGGGUGCGACCAAAUGGAGCUUUUCGAAAGGGAUUUGACUGUGCUUCAAGGCCCACAUAAUCUCGGUGUCGUUCAGACGUUGAAGUCUGCCUAUUGA